UGGCUCGAUAUUCGCUGUACACGGCGAUAAGGGAACGGUCUAUUUAAAGCGCAUCCUGGAUCCGUGAGCAGUACGUGUCUUGCAGUAUCAUAUGGUGGCAGUGCGAUCACAAGCCAUGAUGCUGCGUAUCAUACUGUGUAUUACACUGUGCUGGACCCUGGCGAAUGCCUACUCCAGCACGUAUAUUAUCGUCUCUCCGAACGCCGUACGACCGGGACUCCCUUUGAACGUCAGCGUGUCCAUCCUUAAGGCGCCCGCGCCAGUAGAUGUCACGUGUACCCUUGUCAAGAACAACGUCGAUAUUACGUCACAGACCGGGACAUUUCAAGCAGGAAAGCCUGGGACCCUUUUAGUUCAGGUUCCGACCAGCUCUACUUCCGGGUCGUACAGUCUGCGCGUAGUAGGAAGCGGAGGAUUGCGCUUCAGGAAUGAGUCCCAGCUCGCCUACAAGUCUAAAGGAAUGUCCAUCUUCGUCCAGACGGACAAGGCCAUCUACAAACCCGGACAGACAGUGCGUUUACGAGCGUUGGCAGUGUAUCCCGACUUGAAGACCUUCAAUGGUCCUAUGACAGUGGAAAUCUACGACUCGCUGAAGAACAAAAUUAAGAGAUGGGUCAACCUGCAAGAGCCCUCUGGUGUGGUAGCUGCUGAUCUUCCUCUCUCAGAACAACCGCCCCUUGGCAACUGGAAGAUCAAAGUGAUCGUGGCGGGCCAAACCGAGGAAAAGCAGUUCAGUGUGGACGAAUACGUUCUUCCAAAAUUUGAGGUGACGGUGAAUCUACCAUCAUUCAUGCUGACCACGGAUACACAACUCAAGGGAAGCGUGAGCGCAAAGUACACCUAUGGCCAAGCAGUGGAAGGCACAGGUGUCGUGAAGUUGAAACUUGAUUACUAUUCGUAUAGGUACAAGGGACCGAGGGAGAUCGUCAAGCAUCUCACGCUGGUCGACGGGAAAGCCGACUUCACAGAGGACGUGGCGGUUUUGAAGAAUAUGUAUUAUUAUGGACUAAGCUACAGAAAAGUAAUCGUGGACGCCCAGGUGACAGAGACCCUCACUGGCAUUACGCUGAAUGGGACGGCAGAAACAAAGUUCCACACUACUCCAUACAAGAUAGAGAUACCGUCCUCCACCCCUAAGUCUUUUAAACCGGGACUUAGAUACACCGGCUUUGCGAAAGUGAGCUUGCAAGACGGGAGACCAAUUGUUGGAGCACGCCCAAAACUUCAGAUCGACACCCGGGUUCAAUAUCCAGAGUUCAUUCCAGAUGGAGUAACUACAACCACUCCCCGCUACUACUGGGGUGUGUACCCCCGGUACACCUACAAAAGUGAGCCCACUCAGGUACUUGAGGUACCGGAUGACGGAUUUGUUCAUUUCAACAUGGAUGUUCCAAAGAGGGCAUCAGAGGUUUCAUUCACAAUUAAAUAUGGACCCAUAUCACGUUACCACAGUGCUGAUGCCUUCAAGUCCCCAAGCGACAGCUUUCUUCAGGUCCUACUAAAAACACCAUCGCCACAGGCUGGAAGCAAUGCUGAAUUUGAAGUCAAGUCGACCGAGCAAGUGAAGGAAGUGGUCUACCAGAUUUUGGCUCGUGGGAACAUUGUGUCAACAAAGAGAGUCACUGUGUAUGCCGCCAAACCACUCCAAGUUGCUAUUACCCCAGAGAUGGCGCCUAAAUCCAAGAUGGUCAUCUACUAUGUACGUAGCGACGGGGAAGUUGUUGCAGACAGUCUUAAUUUUAACGUGAAGGGAGCUUUUAAAAAUCAGGUCUCCAUUCAAUUUGACAAAACCAAGGCAGAACCCGGCCAAAAAGUAAGCGUGUCGCUGUCUGCCGAUCCUGGAUCGUUUGUAGGCCUCUUGGCUGUAGACCAAAGUGUGUUGCUGCUUAAAUCUGGGAAUGACAUCACUCAAGAGGAGGUACUGGGGGAAUUGGAUACAUACGAUACAAGGAAAGAAUCGUUUUAUGGCUGGGGUGGAGGUCCAGUCAUUGGGAGAAAGAAGCGGUCGAUUUGGUGGUAUCCCAUUCCGAUAGGUGGCACUGAUGCGCAUGACAUGUUCCAGAACACCGGCGUCGUUGUUUUAUCCGAUACAAUGCUUUACCAGCAUAAAGAACCAAUGAUAUAUCCUCCCUUGCCAAUGCCGAAUGUAAUGCCGGCUGUCAAUCCCAAUCCAAUCCCAAUGCCGAAUGUUAUUCCAAUGCCGAAUCCAAAUCCAAAUCCCAAUCCAAAUCCUGGCGGCACCACCGGGACACAGCCACUGCAAGAGGUGGGGCGAAUACGUAAUGUCUUCCCGGAGACAUGGCUUUGGCAAAAUGCCAGUAUCGGUACAACUGGUACGGCCGCCCUCAGUACCAUCGUGCCGGACACUAUUACGUCAUGGGUGGCCAGUGCGUUUGCUGUCCACUCAACGUCUGGGCUUGGAGUAGCUGCAGAUACGGCAAAGUUAGAGGCAUUCCGCCCGUUCUUUGUUUCUCUGAACUUGCCAUAUUCAGUAGUACGUGGAGAAGAGCUCAUCUUGCAAGCGGUGGUUUUUAACUACAUGGACCAAGAUAUGGACGUUCUUGUGACACUGGAAAAGUCUAACGAAUUCAAGAAUAUUGUGUUGGACAAAAUGGGUAAAGCAACAACUGUGUCUGAGACACAGACGGAGAGAGUCAUGGUCCAAGCUGGGAAAGGAUCGUCCGUUUAUUUCCCCAUAAUUCCAUCUGCUCUGGGAAAGAUCGACAUUCUGGUAAAGGCACAGUCACCAGUUGCAGCUGAUGGAGUGCAGAGACAGUUGCUUGUUGAGGCCGAGGGUGUUCCUCAAGAGUACAACCAGGCUGCGAUGAUCGAUUUAACCAGCAAGUCAACGUUUAGCAAGACGUUCCAAAUUGAGCUUCCAUCCAACCUCGUGCAAGGGACUACUCAGAUACAGGCAUCUGUCAUAGGUGAUUUAAUGGGACCAGCCAUGGCGGACAUCGACAGCUUGUUGAAGAUGCCAUACGGCUGCGGUGAACAGAAUAUGCUCCACUUUGCUCCCGAUGUUUUCAUUUCAAAAUAUCUUACUGAAACAAACCAGUUUGUCGGUGAGAUAGAGAGCAAAGCCAUUUCAUACAUGGAGAAAGGCUACCAGAAGGAACUUACUUACCAACACUAUGAUGGUUCUUUUAGUGCGUUUGGGAACAGAGAUUCUUCUGGCAGCAUGUGGCUGACCGCAUUUGUUGUGAAAUCUUUCCACCAAGCACGUGGCCUCAUCUUUAUCGAUGACGAGCUUCUUACCAAAGCUAUCAACUGGAUGAUUAGAAAGCAGAAUAUAGAUGGGUCCUUCCCAGAACCUGGCCGUGUACUCCAUAAGGCAAUGCAGGGUGGUUCAUCGUCAGGCGUGUCUCUGACUGCAUAUGUUGUGAUCGCUCUUCUGGAAAAUAAGGACCUGCCUAAUUCUCAUGGAAUCACCUCCGCCACUGCAAGCGCCGUAAGCUACCUUGAGAACCAAGUGACGUCCAUGUCGGACCCUUACGGUCUGUCCAUUGUCACCUAUGCCCUGCAGCUGGCCAACAGUAAGAAGGCGGACGACGCUUUCAAGAAACUAGAUGCCUUGGCAACACUGGAAGGUGGCUCCAAAUACUGGAAGCAGCCCGAAGUCGCCAAGCCGGCGGGGCGCUAUAGGAACACCUACGAGAGACAGCCCAAAGCUAACAAUGUGGAGAUGAGUGCGUACGCUCUCCUUAUCUAUGCCGAGAGGAAGGACCUAGCAGGAGGAUUGCCUGUGCUGAAAUGGCUGAUCUCCCAGCGCAAUGCGCACGGAGGGUUUGCCUCAACUCAGGACACGGUGAUGGCGAUGCAGGCGCUGUCCAUGUUUGCUGCUAAGAUCUACACUGGCUCGGGUCAGAACAUGCAAGUGACCGUGGCCAGCGAGGGCUCUACCAGAACACUGAGCGUUGACAAGACGAAUGCCAUCAUCCUACAAACCUUACCGCUCCCAAGCAGUACCAAACAGGUGGCCGUAUCGGCAACAGGAAGCGGAAUGGCUCUUUUCCAGGUUUCCGUGUCGUAUAACAUAGAUAAGGUGGAGCAAGAGCCGUCCUUUGCUGUGGAAGUCUCCCUGUUGAAGGAGAGCCAGAAUAGCCUUACGGUCAAAGUGUGUUCGAGGUGGCUGGAGAACAGUCCAGCAAGUGGCAUGGCGGUGAAAGAGAUUGGAAUACCUAGUGGAUUUGAGGCUGAUCUGGAGAGCAUUUCACAGCUUUCUACACUGAAGAAGACGGAGAAUGCCUUCAGGAAGAUAGUGGUUUAUCUUGACGAGAUUAGCGCCCAGUCAACUUGCAUCACCUUCAAUGCACAGCGUGUUGCUCAGGUGGCCAAAGCCCAGCCCGUAGCUGUCAGGGUUUACGAUUACUAUUCCCCAGAUAACCAGAUCACCGUCUUCUACCAGUCGAAGGUUUUGACCGACACCACGGUCUGUGACGUCUGUGGCCAGAACUGUGAAAUCUGCAAGAAGGGCAAGUAGCAGAGAGGAAAAGCAAGCCCCUCGACGGUGACAUUGUCUGACAGUGUCGAACUCUGGUACAUGCACUGAAUGUGCCGAAAUGUCUUUAUUUAGAAUUAUGCUUUAGAAAUUAAGAUUUUAAAUGAACAUUCAAUAGUUUUAAUAUAUACUUUUAAUCAGAGAGAUCUUGAUUAAGUGCAUAAGUGGACAUAAAUAGGUGUGUUUUUUUUUUCGAUCAACAGUCCAAUUUCAUAAAAUGUUGCAUCAGCAUGGUCAAAAAGUUCAAUAAAGAAAUACAUUUGCAAUUUUA
This is a messenger RNA of Lingula anatina, 4772 nucleotides long. RefSeq names its product CD109 antigen. The record is from RefSeq and is a predicted model, not a curated record. Gene Ontology annotation, molecular function: endopeptidase inhibitor activity. Lineage: Eukaryota; Metazoa; Brachiopoda; Lingulata; Lingulida; Lingulidae. Gene Ontology annotation, cellular component: extracellular region.